Dibothriocephalus latus is the source of this 249-nucleotide messenger RNA. NCBI's taxonomy places the organism in Eukaryota, Metazoa, Platyhelminthes, Cestoda, Diphyllobothriidea, Diphyllobothriidae. The record is from the annotation of a GenBank genome assembly.
GGCGAUCUCUCCCGUUCGAUGCCCAGCGUCCGCUCGCCCUCGAUGUCGCCCCGGCGACACGGUCGAGCCCGCACCUACGCCGAUCUCCGGCUGGCCCGGGUCGCAAAAACCUACUCUCGAUGCCGUGCCAUCGCUAAUAUUCGCGUGACCGCGGAUCACAGCGAGGAGCAUCGAAAGGCUUUGAAAAUUGUCCAAGUUGGAAGUCAGGUAAAGUCAUCAGUGCACUUUCUAUUAAAUGUUCUGGUUUAA